AGAAAAUUUCGAAUAAAAAGCCUUAAGACAGAUAUGCUCCUUCAAUGCAGAAAAAACGUGCCCUUGAACUGUAAGUAAAGUCUUCUUCUUCUUAACCCUUACAUGUUAUAAAUUCUAAUCUAGUGAAUCAGAUACUGUGACAAUACUUUACAUCUCAAACACGUGUAGUAGCGCAGUAUGACAAGGUAAUGCAUGUGGUUAGUCUGAAUCAAGCUAGAAAGUUAAAUACUUUGUGAUGGAAAGAGAAAGUAGGGGAGUUGAUCAUUGCGAACAAAACCACACAAGAAUUUUGUAGAAUUUACAAAAUUGAUAUAUUUUAGUGUGCAAAAAAAAAAAGAAAUUAUAAAAAAAAAAAACGUUCUUAAUAUAUGUAAAUGCAUACCAGUUAUUUGUAUUCUCUUAAUGAUAGUGAUGUUUGCUAUUUGUAAUAUCAACAUAGAUCUUUUUGCAUAGAAUGUUUCUAGCGUGAAAAAAAAAAACAGUCUGCACAAAUGUUUAAAAUGAAUAAUGUCAGAAGUAAAAAUAAUUAGACCAAUCGUGCAAAAAAAAAAAAAGUGUACAAAUAUUUAAAAUUAUUUUGCAAGCUGCCCUUAAUAGCAUUAAACAAUGUCUAUUAAUGUAGUGCGAUACAAUGUUGAGGUUUAAUAUCGGCCACUUAUUUGCACUGUGUAAUGUAACAUACUCUUCACAAAUAUCAGAAUGGCAUUCUACGCAGAUCAGUUUCAAUAUAUCUAAACGGAAAGCAGUACUGUCACCAUCUAGGGACUUUGCAGAAUUUGCAAACCGCCACAAUGGUGACAUCGCCACUGGGGGCCCGGUGGCCCGGGGUAGCAGGAAAAGGUGAGAUUUACUAAGACUGCAGAGAGAGGUUUGUAGGGAAAUAGAGCCGCAUUUCAUAACUGGCAAAUGAUUAGUUCCUAGGUAAAUUUUUUGCGUUUUUAAUUUAUUUUUACGGAUUAUUAAUCAUGGUUUGUAUUUCUGAAGGCUAGAGGGCAAAGAAUGUGAAUGCGGUAAAAAGCAAAACGCAAAGUGUGCAGAAAGCGUAGUUUCGCUAUGUUUCAUAGAAUGAGAUCAAACAUAUUCCUCUUUCUUUCUCACGUUUUAUAUACAUUUAAUGAGAAAUGAAAAAUUAUGAAAAAUAAAGUAUUAAACAGUUAUUAUAAAUAUGGCACUCUAAUUACCAUAACCACUACAGUUUACAGUAGUCAUUAUGGUGCAGCAAACAGACACGGUCACCAUUUUUAUGCAAAUUAUUUGGAAUAGUUUGACAAAAAUGGAGGGUACGACACAAAGACUUUUUUUUUUUUUUUUAAAUCAAAACCACUGCAAUAAGCUGUAGUAGUUAUAGUGUCUCAUUUGUCCAUUUAAAGCAGAGGGGCCACAUGUUUUAAAAACUUAAACUUCCAUGAUCCUUUGUUAUUCUAAAGGCAUGCAAAGCAUCAUGGGAGUUGUACUCCUACAACAUCUGGGGAUCUACCUUUUGGGCGCCCCUGAUUUAAAGGAACUGGCCAUGGCUAUGGCUGGUGGACAAGAGCAGGAGAAACAACCACAAAACAAAUGAUUAUUUAUAUAGCACAUUUAUAAUUACAGCUUUAUAGGAUGGAUACCUUGCACCAAAUUACUGACUGACAAAAUGCAUUUGACAGAAGCAAGAGGUACAGAAGUCCCUGCUAAAAAUUAGCUUGCAAUCUUGGAGGAAGUGGGAUAAAGGAACAGAGAAAGAAGAUUGUUAUGUUAAAUGGGAGCUGGGCUAGAUAGAUAAGAUGUUGUGUCUAGUAAACCUAAAGAAAGUGGUCCGUAGGAGAAAUGCAGAGUGAAGGAAAAAGUUCCCGCAAAUGUGAUAAGCGGAGGAACAGAGACACAAUUGCUCCAGAAGACGAUUUGCUUUGCUAAAAAGAAGAGUUUUAAGACUUCUUAAUCAGAAACUCUAAGAAUCUCCGAGGUAGGGCAUGCCAUUAGAAUCAGUUAGCCCUCGAUAAAUCUCAUAGGCGAAAAUUAUCAAUUGAAGAAUGAGCAGAGAACAAGAGAUGGUCACUAGCAUACAGCAAGGCUAAAGAAGGAUUUUAUUUGUGAAAAAGGAGUGGACUUGUUGAGCAGUUUGAUUGUUAAUGUACACAAUCUGUUUAGGAUCCUGAAGGAUAUGGGAAGCCAGAGCAAGUCCUGGCAAAUGGGUGAUGGGACAGGAGUAGUAAGGAAGAGGAGUAGUAAGGAAGAUAAGCCAGGUGGCAGCAUUCACAAGAGAUAUAGUUCAAUAGGCAAGGCAUGUAUGAUAAGUGUGUGAACAAGUGUCUUACAGGUAUGUGGCAUUACAUAGGGGUGAUUACUAGCAAUGAUUUUAAGGUGGAAUUCAUAUGUGUAGGAGCCAGACUGAAUGUGGAGAGAAAAGUUGAGAUCAGAAUCAGAAACACUAAGAAGGCAACGAGCUUGUAGGUUUGAAGUAAUUGGGGGUCCAUUGGCCUGCAGGAAAUAGACAACAGAGAUAGAGUAUUUGAAGGAGGAAAGCCAAGAAGUUUAGUUUUGGAAAGACUGAGUUCUUGGAAGAGGGGAUAGAAGAAAGGCAAUUAGUGACUGUUUAUAGAAGGGCCGGAGAGAGCUCAGAAGAGAAGGGACACAUUGUCGUAAGGAUAUAAUUGGUAGUGGAUUCCAAAGACGCUAACCAGGUUACUAAAAGAAUCAGUAUGAAAAGAAAAGAAAAGGAGGUGAAGAAUGCAGCUCUGUGGGAUUCUAACAGAACACGAAACACUAAAUGAGCAUUUGGAGAGGUAGGUAAGAGAACUAAGAAAGGACAGUGUCAGAAAAAAAGACAAGUUGCUGAAUGUUUAAAGACGUUGUGAGUGUUUAACAGUCAGCAGCUAAAAGGCUGAGGAGAAUUCAAAUAGACAAAUGACAUAUAGAACGUUGUUAAAAGAAAAAGUAAGGUGUACAGAGUUAGGGUGAAGUUAUGAUAGGAUUAUUGGUUACAAUAAAAUGGGGAAGACACUAGAAGAGAGUGAGAGAAUGAAGAAGUGUAGAAGCUACAGCAAGAUAUAGAAUUUAGAGUAAAGAAAAAACAGUUGAAGUUGAGUUGUGGGAGGGAGGAGAGAAGAAAUUAAAUGUUAUUCCCGAUAUGCUUAAUCUUGUCAAUAAAACAACCUUCAAAACCCUAUGACUGUGAGGUUAGUGUGAGGAUGGGUUGCAGCAGAGUGAAGGACUUAUAGGUGUAGAAAAGCUGCUUGGGGUCAUGAGAAGAAGUGGUAAUGAGGGAGGUGAAAUACAAUCACCUGGAGGUAAAGAGGUGCCAAUGUAACCUGCGGUACCAAGCACAGGCUGAAACUAGUAUGCUCCUCUUUGAAAACAUUUUUUCUUUCUGCAUUCAACCACAAAAAAAAAUCCAAACCAGGUGUAGGAAUGUGAAUGAUGAACCAUUACUGUGUCUACAUUUAGACAAAAACAGAUAUGUCCAGUUGGUGAUUCUUUCCAGGCUUGCCGUUUUAUUCUACAUUUUGCAGAUCAGCUAUCAAUUAAAAUACAUAUGGCUUGUUUCUAUGCUUGGCAGUUAAAAGCAGUUGUAAAGCAUUAUAUACACAUUCUAUAAACGUUUGCAGCUAAGAUAUGGUUUCCAUGGUCAACACUUUUGUUUGAGACCUGCAUGCCACAUCCACUAAUACUGACCACCAGUUAGUGUUUACUAUUUUGCAAACUAAAAAUAGAUCAAGAUCACCGGAACAAGUUACCAAAUUUCACCGGCAUUUAUAAAUUUACAUAAAUACAUACAUCAUGCUCACAGAUGGGCUUUAGUGCAUAAAUCUACCCACACAUAGUUACGUAGGCUGAAAAGAGACAUGCGCCCAUCAAGGUCAGCCUUUCUCAAAUCUGUUUUUGCUGUUGAUCCAAAAUAAGGCAAACAAACAAAACGUCUGAGAUGCUUCCAACUUUGCAACAAACUAGGAAAACAAUUCCUUCUUGACCCCGGAAUGGCAUCAGAUAACUUAGGUUUUUGCAAUUAUUCAUCGAAUUGCCAUUUUAAACAUCUGUACAGGCUCUCAUAAUACCACCUCUUCAGGCAGACAAUUCCACAUCCUUCUUGUUCUUACUGUAAGAAAACCUGUCUUAGACUAAGUCUCCUUUCUUCCAGUUUAAAUGAGUGACCUUGUGUCCUAUGUAUAAUCCUGUUUAUUCCAGAGAAAGGUUUGUAUUGGCCCGAAUAUAUUUGUAUAAUGUUAUCACAUCCCCUCCGAGACGCUGUUUUUCUAAACUAAAGAGGUUAAAAUUUGUUAAUCUUUCUUCAUAACUAAAAUGUUCCAUUCCUUUUAUUAAGUUUGUAGCUCACCUCUGCACCUUUUCUAGUGUCAUAAUAUCCUUCUUUAGAACAGGUGCCCAAAAUUGCACAGAAUAUUCAAGGUGUGGUCUUGCAAUUUAUAAUGAAGCAAAAUUGUAUUUUCAUCCCGAGAAUUAAUGCCCUUAUUUAUAGAUGACGAGAUCUUACUGGCCUUAGCAACUGCCAAUUGCCAUUGCACAUUGUUGCAUAGUUUUAUUCUACAUAACGGAAUAAAUGUGAUGAGAGUUUGCGGUUAUUAACUUGCAUUUCCUUCUCACCUAGUAGAAACAGAUGUAAUUUUUAGUCAGAUGUGUAUGUGUUAAUUUUUACCAUCUAGCAUGGAAACCAGGUGCAUGACAACAAUAUUAACAAUGACCGAUUUGUCUCUAAAAGAUUGGAACAAGCAUUGAAACAACCCAACUAUGUAUACGUCUCAUUCAAAACUUGCCCUAUAUUCCAAAGAAAAGUCCACUGAUGGGUCUGUUGUCUUUGAGAACAGGAGCAGGAUACAUCUGGUGUACAACUAUCCAGAGCUAGCAAGUAUACACAUGGAAAUAGAACAAAUCCAAAACCCGCUUGACUACAUUGAUUAAACCUUAGAUCUAUGGUGAAUACAUAUUUUUUUUAAACCACUUCCUUAACAAUAGCUAUUUUAAGGAGCCCUACCUAAAUGUUACUACAGUAUUAAACAAAUAAGACAGUCAAAGCUAUGGGGAACGUUUGAGCUUACUGCCACCUUCAGAUCUUCAGUUAGAACUUGUAUUACAUUCAACGGCCCAUCGUAUGUUGCCUCUAGAACAAAACGUAUAUUGACAAGACGUGCAAACUGUACAAAUGCUAUAACGGCUACUGAUUGUGUUGCUGGGCUGGUCAACUGAAGACACACAAGCCAGAUUGGUCUAUAAAGACAUUUGUGUUGGACAGUUUUUCACAUAAUAUAAAAUGUUAAAGGGUCUACAACAUUCUCGUUCCAGCCAUAAGAAGGGAGCCACCAAGAUCCUCUGAAAAGUGGCUAAAAUUAAUAGGAAAUGUUAUUCAGGAGAGGAUGUAGGGCAUCCCAUUGCUCACUCUUUGAAGAAUAUGGUUUGGAAAUAGGCAAUUGGAUUUGCAGUAUUAACUAGAUAAGUAUUAGGAUUCUGGAUGGAUAUUGGUUUUCUACUUUAUGUAAAAAAAAAUGUGUUGACUUUACCAUCUUCCUACAUAUUUGACAGUGAUAACAUGGAAGAGCCAGAUCUGCAAGAAGAAAGCCUCUUUUCCCAGCUCUUAGAUCACUUUGUCCAUCACGUCGAGUGGAUGGUCACUGAAGCCAGGCUCUUCCUUCCCAAUGUCGACAUCAGUCACAUCAAACAGGAAUCCGAUGACCUUGCAAAAGUGUCUGCAGUUCUCCAAAAGUUUAGAGAGUCGCACAGUGAGACAUGGAAGAAGUUUAUUCAGCAUAUUUGCAUGGAUGGCGACCUUCCAAUGGAACUGGAGACGCAGCUACUGAGCUUAACAGGAGAAGGUCAGUUUUCCCCCCAAUUUUGAUAAUCAAAGAAUUAACCCUUUUUUCUGUAUUUUGAUUUGCAUUCAAGAUGUUUUGCAAGGAAAAAUAUCGUAAUAUCCCAUGAUCAACAAGCUUAGUAACAAGGAUGUGUGGAAAAAGAUUCCAGGUUUUGCCCUGUUCCUCUUUUGAGAUUUCAAUCUUACUGUUACAUAGCCAAUUAAUACAUUGCUAACAUGUCAAGAGAUGCCUUUAAUACCGUUCACGCUUGUGUGGUUGUCCAUGAUGUGUGGCUUAUUGUAGGACUGCACCAAGGAGGACUUCUAGUAUUCUUCCUGAAUGCUUUAGGGACAAAUGUAAACACUGCCUUUUCUGAGAAAAAUUUGACUUUACAAUUGUGAGCUUGCAGGUGCAGCGGUUCUGUUGUGUAGAGCAUCCCUUAACAUAUUCUACCUCAAGACUUGAAGAGGAAAUUAAGUUCACAUUAAUGGUGCAUGUCACUCGCUUUGGAAUGAACUUUCUCCCUGCAUUUACAUCAGCAUUUUUAUUGCACAAGGAAAACUAGGGCUUUUUCAUUUUACACGCACACACGUUAACUACACACACUAAAACACAUUGUGUAGACCUCUAGAGCACUUAUCCUGACACAUGACUGCUAAUAUGAAAUCCAUUCAAAAAUGUCCUACCAUUCACCCAACCACAAUAAGCUGCCAUGGCUCCAGAAUGUAAAUAACACAGCCUUCUACAAGUGCCCCAAACAUCUUAGACCAUAAAAUAUCUCCUGCAUGUUUUCUCCUCUUAGGAUUCCUACAUUCCUCAACCAUUUUUGUUCCAUUACUUAACAUCUCUAGUGAACAGACAUCACUAAGGCUUUAAUACGGAGAUGUUGGAGUGCUAAUAAUAUGGAGAGAACUAGUGAACUAUAAAGAAAUUGGCUAUUGGGAAUUCACUCCCACUGCCCGUAAUAACACUGCCCCACACAAUACCUAUACACUUUAUCAGCACUUUGACAACUGACUACUGGUGCAUUGCAGGUAAGGGCGGCCCAUCAUGUACCUGUUCUGUCAACAUGAAUGAGCAGCCUGUGGAGCACGCACUGUGCUUAUGCUGGAAGCCUUGAUGUGACACUAGCAUCCGUAUAGAGCUACAGGGAGCAUGGCAGCCAGUGCAGAAUCCCAGUAGCUCCCGCAUUGGAGCCCAGGUAUGAGGUUCUGUGCCAUCUCUCUCUGUCAAAUGAGGAAAAGGCAAGCUGGGUGGAUCACACUGUAAUCAUUCCUAAAGAAAAAAUUAAGUGUGUGUGAUAAUAUUAAUAUGUAUGUGUGUAUGAAUGUGUGUGCGUAUGUGUAUAUGAAUGUGAGCGUGUGUAUGAAUGUUACUAAUUGCGUGUAAACACAGAUAUGUAUGUAUACGAGUACGUGCCUGUAAUGUCCCUAACAAAACAGAGGUUUUGCCUGUUAUGCUAUUGACGGUACAAUAUUCUUGUUAGCAAUUCUAUUAACCCGGUUAGGUCAUUCCCAUGUACCAUGGACAUUCAAAACUAGAAAAAUGCUUGUAACACUAAUUGUCAACUGUUCAUGUCACUCAAGUUUAACCAUAACAAAGUAUAAAGAAAUACAUGUAAGAAAAAUCACACCCCCCCCCCAUAAUAUUUAGUUAAAAUGUGUUCUACAUGUAUACUAUGGUAUGCAGAUUGCAAGUCAUUUGUUUCUUGCAGUUCUUGGAGCAAUUAUAUUUUAUCAAUUUAGAAAUGGACAGAAAACUUACCGUUAAUAAAUAAAAAAAUUAUAUAUAUAUAUUUAUUUAUUUCUGCUGAGAGUUAAUCACUAAACAGAGAUCUUUCAUUAAACUUAACAAUGAUUUUCAAUGCUCCACUUUUUCCAAACAUAGCUAUUUUGCCUUAACAUUUGCAAAUUACCGGUCAAUUUUUUACCAUGAAUUCCUGGAUUAUGGGAUCUGACUAGGUAGUUACCUCCCAUUGUGUCAAACCUUAAUCCCAGACUAUGAAUAGUCAGAAACAGUGUCCUGGAUACUGAUAAAUGGAUUUCUAUUUUCUCUUUUCUGAAAUAUCUACGUAGAGGGUUUCCAAGAAAAUGUAUUCUAACAAGGUCAUAGUAUAACUUAUAAACAGGUAAUGCCCAAUGAUUAGUAACCUUUGUUAACACUACUAAAAACUUCCAAUAAAUAUAGCACAAUAAAAUGUAUGCUUGAACACGUCCGUAAAAAAAGAACAUAAAGAAGCUAAAUAAAAGGCAUUUAAUCUACUUUAAAUGUAAUAAAUAAUGCUCCAGUAGAACAGGAGAAAAGGACAUACCCUGAAGAAAGCAUUCAUUUUUUGACAUGUUUGAACAAAUAAUAAUGUUAAUAACGUUUCUUUCCCCACAUGCAAGUAAAGAGUCUUUUAAAUGUAUUCCACUCUUCAAAAACAUUGUGGAAUUCUCACCAAAUUAUGCAGACACAAAUCUUUCUGUAGUUUACUGUACCCGUUAACAACAUGGAAAAUAAGUGAAUAUUCCUCCCAACAGUCCCAGGUUUGAUGGGAUAGCCCAAUAUGCAGGGUCAUCCCUUGAUCACAAGACCAAGUCCACAUAAAUUACAAUGCUAGUGGGUCAAACUGUACAUAGUGGGUUCGCCCAUGGAGAGGCCUGGGUGGAACCUGGGACAGCAAUGAACAGCCACCCCUGAGUGUAUUCACACCAGGCUCACAAGCCCUUUAUUCAGAUGUGACUUUUUAUCGAUGUCCUGUUUUCAGGUGGGACUGUCUCCUCUUAUAAAAGCCUCAUCAUGGACAUGUUCCCAAUAGGCCCACAGCCUCAUCCCAGUAUUGAGAGGUACAGAUUAUACUCUGAAAGAGUUAUGGUUUUAGCUAAAAAAAGAAUUAACAAGAAAAAAAAAAAACCUCUUCCUCCUAACUCCAUAUUCCAAAUACUAGACUAUUCUCACAGGACACAACUCUAAUCUUCUUGUUACAAAAAUAUUGCAUCCCUAAAAACAAUCUAGAAGAACUAAUUAAGGCAGCUGGAUGGCUUCUCCAACAUGCUCAUAGUGCCUCCUUAAAUACAGCACACAUUAUUACCAAGGUCAAACCACGUAAACCAAACAUACUGUAACGUCUCCAGGCACUGACAACAUACUCCUUCCUCUAACAAAAGCCACUGUCUCAAUUCAUCGAAGUUUUGUUCAAAUCAACUCUCAUUAAUCUAAGCCAUCCAAAACACGCCAAUCCCAUUCUCUCUAAAAAUUGACAGAAGUAUGGCACAGAGCCUGUCUGGAAGAUGUAAUGGAAGAUAUUUGCUGGAGGAUUCACGGUUAUAUUUAGAAUAAUUCUAUUGGUUGAAAAAAAUCGUGAAAAGCAUAUUCCAACAUGGAAUAAGGUAGCCAAGUUAUUACUAAAACUAAGAGAAUUUCUCAAAUCAGCUUAUUUUUUUGUGGCCACGAUUUACAAUUCAGUUUUCAUUGUCAUGCUGCUUGGUUAUUCCAAGCAGCAUGAUCACGUCAGUCUGUAUGUGCCACGUUUCGCUUUUAAACACGGCAUAUACUGAGAUCUGGCACUUGAGUCUGGCAGUGUCUUUGAGGAAUCAGCAGCCAGCUAGUGACUGUUAUUGGCUGAGACUAUCAGCCAAUGAAUGGCCACAACUGCAACUUCUGCAGGAGUUGUAGAUUGUCACCAGACCAAUAGGGAGCCUUGAGAGGACCCAGGUUAUGGGGCAAGGCCAGGGUACACCUGGCACCAUUACCACUACAGUAGGGUUGUUGUGGGUAUUAUGAUUGGCGUAACCCUUUAUGGAGAUAAUCCCUCCCAAUUACAGAUAUUGGUUUAAAUAAUCCUUAUUUGUAACAUUGACUUAACGUCUAUUUCAAAGAUAGGAUUGCACAGCUAAAAACGUUGACCUAGUAUAUAAACACCAGUUUUGACUGCAGUUUUUUUUCCCCCAGGGGUAUGCAACAAAUUUGAAUUCUUUACAUAUACACAAUUUAGUUGGUUUUUAAUUUGUUGCCUUUUAAAAAAAACUAGUGGUUGAAUACAAAGAUUUGUAGCAUUCCCCAUUUUAAAAUGCUAUUCAAACAACCUGCGUUUUUGUAUUUUAACUUUCCCGACAAAGGGCGUGCUUUGCCAUCCUACAAAAGGAGGGAUAUAAUGCUGUGGGACGGCAUAGCAUGCCUUAACGAUUGGGCACUCACUCAAGCCCAAAUGCUGCCAAUGGGGGGGCGGCCCCCCUGUAGCCAAUCCCGCCGAUCCGAGUCAUGGGAUCACAUGACUCAAUUUGUCGUUAUUGACAGAUUCAUUGUAGGGUGACUGCCUUGGUAGUCAGGCAGACCCCCAACUUAUAAUUAAUAAAAUCACUUAAUUAUAUUAAAAUAAUAAAUACACACUUAGAAUGAAUUUUUUUAAAUUUUAUAUAUAUAUAUAUAUAUAUAUAUAUAUAUAUAUAUAUACACACAAUUUAAUUCUAAGUGUAUUUUAAUAUUAAAAUAUAUGAACAUCAAAACACACUCAGAAUUAAAUUAUACUUUUGUCCGUCAUUGUGUCAUCGUGAUGCGCAUACAUCCUUUUGUGGGUGGGCAUAUUGUCUGUGGCGCUUACUGCAUAAAGGACACACCCAUCUGACUGGACCCCCGCCCACAGAAUCCCUCCCUCAAUAUUUCAACUAACAAAAGAUAGAUAGGUCUGAUAACGCCAGGGAUUUGCAGUUUUAAUAAAAGCCCUUCUUCCAUUUCCCGGACGUUCAGUGUAACAGAAUAGACUUUGGCAAAGAAAUUUGAUUCUUUGUCGGAUACAAACAGCACUGGAGUCUGGAGCAUAGGUUUAAGAAGGGCUUAAAGCAGGGCUGCCCAACCUGCGGCCCCCCAGAUGUUGCUGAACUACAACUCACAUGAUUCCCUGGCUGUUUCAUUGAAAGAAUCAUGGGAGUUGUAGUUCAGCAACAUCUGGAGGGCAGCAGGUUGGACAGCCCUGGCUUAAUGAAUGAGAGAUUAGUUUACAUUGCAUCAUUAUCCUGUGAAUUCAACGUGUCAAAUGUGUAUGAGGAAAGAAGAUAGCUGAAUGGAUUUUUUUGCUCCAGAAUCCAACUGUGUUAUGUUAAAAUUAGUAAAAUAAAAAUAUAUAAUGCCCCACAUUCAGUAAGAACUACCAGUAAAGAGUAAUAAAAAAACCUAAAACAAACAAACCAUAAAUGACUAAUUCCAAUUCCUAUAAAUACCUUGAUCCAUUUUAACUGUUGUAACUGCAAAAAGCUCAAAGGGGCUCAGUUACAAUGGGCAAUAUUGCUUGUCCCUGCUCCAAAACAGAACCAAAAGGAAACUGAAAACCUGUUUAAAUACCUGUUUAGGGAAUUUGGAAAUUAAUUUAGAACCUGUAUUGAUUUUAAAGUCAUCCACUGAAAAGAUCCAAUAAAUAUAAUCAAAGGUUUUGGUAUCAUCAAAAAAACAUAGUUCUAUUCAAAAGUCUUCUGAUUACUUUGAGUAGUCAGGUAUGAAUUGGGAUAUACAGUAAAAGGUAAAGUAGAUUUAUUAAUGUGUUUUAAUACGAUUCUGCAUCGGUGCCUGCUCUAGAUGGUUAAUCAAAUGAAAAAACUAAGAACAAUUUUUUUGAAAUUUUUUUUUAGGUGCAGAAGGAAUUUCUUGGGAACGUUUCUUGGCUGGGGAAUUUAAAGGUUCUUCAAGACGAAAGCUAGGUAACCCUCAGUAGAAUGUCAAAAAAAUAUUGAUCUAAUUAAUGCUGUACACACGGAAUACCUUAAUGAAAUUUUUUUUUUUUUUUUUUUUACUAGUUUCAACAAAUAGAUACAAGAAGCAAAUUGUUAACACUAUAUUGAAAAAAUAUGGAUUUAGAGAUAACAAAAAACCUGACCAGAUGUUUGUUGACCCACUGAUCCACACAAUUAAGAUGACUAAGGUGAAGCAGAGAUCAAAAAGCGGCAACAAGAUAUUUUCAGCUGCAGAAGACAUCACGGACAGUGUUAAAAUGGCUCAGAUGUUUCACCGAAGUAAUCUCUCCAAAACACACACUAUUUUAUUGGUGGGAAUGCCAGGCACAGGAAAGACUUUGCUGACACAUAGGAUUGCCCACGAAUGGGCAGGUGGAGGUUUUGGUCAGUUUCAGUUAACAUUUCUAUUUGAAUUCCGACAACUAAAUUUGAUCAAAACUCAAUUUACCCUCAAAGAGCUUCUGUUCAACUUGUUUCUUAAGCCAGAAACAGAUCUGGAGGAAGUAUACGAGUACAUCAUUGAGAAUCCGCAACAGGUCCUUAUCAUAUUUGAUGGCCUUGAUGAGUUUGUCGGGAAGAUGUCUCAAGACUUUCUCCAGAUAAGCCAAGACUUGAAGCAAGUUGUUCCUAUAUCGGAAAUGUUCCAAAAUCUACUCCAUGGGAAGGUCCUGAGUGGAUGUACUGUUGUGGUCACAAGUAGAUCUAAAAUCUUGUUGAUGAUGAAUGAUCUUCUGGAUUUGGUGGAUUGUGUGGCUGAAGUCUUAGGAUUCAAUGAACAAAGGGUUCAGGAAUACGUGAGAUCUUUUUUUCCCGAGGGCUCACUCCAACAGCAGGCUUUGCUAUACCUAAGAGACAACCAUAAACUUAUGCACAUGUGCUUUGUACCUGCUUUAUGUCACAUUGUCUGCAAAUGUUUAAAACAUAUGUUACCUAUGCCCCCUGAAAACACACAGCUCCCACAGACUAUCACACAGUUUUAUCUAAAAAUGCUGAAUAUUUUUAUAAGAAAAAAACAAAUGUCUUAUGCUACUGAAGGUGUAGUGUUAAAAAGAUUGAUCUCCGAGCUUUGUAAUCUUGCUUUCAAUGGACUUAAAGAAAAUAAGACCGUGUUUUAUGAUGAAGACAUUUCAGAUGCCUUAAAAAAAUUUGCACCACAUCAUCACCUACUGUCCACCUUUGAUGUAAAGAAAAUGGACAGCAGCAUAGACCCCGGAUAUUCCUUUGUACACUUAAGCUCUCAGGAAUUUUUUGCUUCUUUAUAUCUGAUGAUGAGCAAGACUAUAACACAUAACAAGCUGAAUACAAAGCUCUCUCUGAAAUCAAAGUGGAAUAUGAAGUUUAAAACAAAAGAGGAAUUCACAGACAAUUUCCAUAUAUUCCUAUCGGGGUUGUCAUCUACGGAAUGUAGAUCCUUUCUAGUUGAGUUGUCUGAAAAUCAGAAAGUCUUGGUUGAGAAGAAGCAGGAGACCAUCAUGAAAUACUUGCAUAAAAUGGCAGACACUAAUCUUUCAGGGCCUAAACUAAUUGAAUUAUGUCACUGUGUCUAUGAAACUCAAGAUACACACCUAGCUCGGUCGAUCGGGUCACAUCUGGAAAGAUAUGAGUUUAAAAAUUUCAGGAUUAAUCCCGUUGACAUGACUGCCUUGAGUUUUGUGGUUAGCUACGGGGACAAUGUAGCUUCACUGGAUUUUGGAGGAUGCUCAAUGGAGUUAGACUGCUUGGUGGUUCUGGAAAAAUGUGAAAAUAUUCGUAGUCUCAGGUAAGGCUGUAAUUUAUAAACCUAUAUAAAUAAUUUAAUAAUGUAUUUUGCCUCUCAAUAGUGUAAUUAACCAUUGAAAGUAAACAUCAAAGCCAAAGUCACUGAUAACUAUGGUUGUUUUUUUUUUCUACUAACUUCAUAUAUGCAGUAAUAAACUAUUUAAUAAAAAAAUAAAAAAAUAAAUAAAAAAACAACGAAAAAAAAAUAAGAAAACGUUAAAGGGCACCUAUUGCUUCCCAGGUAUUUUUAGCACUAUGUUUACUUAUCCUUACGUGUAAAAAAAAAAAAAAAUGUAUUUGUGAGUUGUGAAAAUUAAAAUCAAAUGUAGAAAUUCACACCUCUUUAUCUUGUAACUGAGCGUCUCCAUCUUAGCUUCCUGCCUGUCAGUGUUAUAAGCUUUGUCCUUUGCACCUGGCUGUUUGCUUAGAGAACGCUUACAUAGAAGGGGAAAAAAAUGAAUCCAGUUUCUUUUUCUCUUCUCCAUUAACAUUUGUGCUGCAUUGUGAUGUAAAUUGCUAAAUUGUUAAUAAAAAAAUGUACAUCUCAAUACAAAAACAAACAAAGACCAGCUAUAGGUUAUUUUCAAUUUUUUAUUCAAUGGUAUAAAUUCCAGAGAAUUGACCUUUUCUCUUUAAAGUGCAGUCAAAGCACCAAAACCCACUACAAGCACACCAUAGUGGUUUUAGUGCCAGAAGUCUCCUGGUGCCCUCAAACAGUAAAGAUUAAAAUACAUUUUGGACAUUUUGAUAUUUCUAUGGGUUCGGGAGUCUUUGUUGCGUUAUAUGAUGUAAAAGUAGAAGUUCCCAUUCUGUUUUAGAUAUAUAUCGAUUUUAUACUUAUAAGGACAUUAUUCACGGAGAGUGUAGGCUGACAUUCUUAGAGAAGACCAGAUGGACCACAAGCUUCAAAGGGACCAGGCAAAUGUCAAACCAUUCAAAAAUGAUCCGGCUCCAUAGAGUAAGAUGGUACCAAGUGACAGCCUGCGCCAUAACCAAAACAAUGGUUGGAAUUAUAAGGUCGAAUGUGCCACUGUAAAACCAAACUAAAGACUCUCCUUGUGAAAAUGAUCUUAAAUCCCUUCACUCUCAGAAUCGCAUCUAACAUUUUUAGGUACUAUGCAAGAAAAAAUUUAGUCCAUAAAGCCCCACCCUGCUUCAUACUACAGGAAUGAAUACCAGUAUGUAAGGAAUUAAUUUCACUGCCAAAAACACUGGUUAAUCGUUUAAUGCCUGCAAGUGUUCUGAAAAUAUCAGCUCAUCCUCUUCUUCCAAACAGUAAAUGAUUUUAAAUGGGUCAUAUCAUUCCUACAGAAUAGAAGCAAUGAAUGGGCUCUACCGUUUCACUGUUAGCAUUUUAGAGACUGAGAAUGAUUUCAAAAGCACUUUUAAAUACCUUUAUUUUAAAAAUAUAAGUUUCAACUGUAUUUACUUUUUUCUGAGCUUUCUGCUCAAGUACAGACAUUCUCUUUACAUUUUGUUGCCAUUUUAGUAAGCUGUACUGCCAGUAAUGCCUCCAGGGUCCUUAUAAAUACUUAUAAGCAGGUUUUUUGACUAUUGUUAUUUAUGUUUUUGUCAUACCUACUGUAUGUGAGAAGUAGGUUAUUUUUUUUAAAUACAAUUGUAUUCGGAAUAUCAGAUAUUACAACAUACACUGAUGGCAUACACCCUAGUUUCUAAACACGUGAUACCCAUACCCCAGCACCACAGGCAGGGGAUACGCAAGGAGCUGGCUAAUUGGCCACCUUAGCGUUCCUCAGGAUGUGGAUAGCUGAGAUAGCAUGGAUGCAGUGAGGAAGCUGUACUAUUCAUGAUCUUCCAGUACGGCUCCCUGUGGUGAUACCCAGGGAUGUGUCAUGAUGUCACUCUGACUCUGGCAUCACUAAACAGCACAUGGGGGUACAAUGCUAGAAGAGUACAACGAUUACACAAGCCCUACACUGGAACCCAGGGAAAGGAUCCACUCCAGCUCUCCCAAAGGUAGGGAGGUUGGAUGUACUUACUUAAAUAAAUAUAAAAAAAUAAUCUGUGAGUGUGUGUCAGUGAAUAUCUGUCUGUCAGUAUGUGUCAAAACUUUGUGGGUAUGUGUCAGUGUGUGUCAACAUUGAUGGUGUGUCAGUGAGUGUGUGUCUGUCAGUGUGUUUUAAAUCAGUAAAAGUGUGUGUCAUCAGUGAGUAUGUGUGUCAAAUUAGUGUGUGUGCAUGUCAGUGAAUGUGUCAGUGAGUGUGCAUGUCAGUUUCCUCUGUGUGUGUGUCAGUGUCCUCUGUAUGUAACUGUUUGCGUGUCUAUCAGUGAAUGUUUGUGUCCGUCAGUAUGGGUCAAAUCACUCAAAGUGUGUGUCAGUGGAUGUGUCUGUCAGUGUGUAUCAAAUCAGUGACUGUGUCCAUCAGUGAAUGGAUCUGUCAGUGAGUAUAUCAAAUCAGUCAAAAUGUGUGUCUAUUAGUGUGUGUCAAAACAGGUUGUGUUGUGUGUCUGUCAGUGAAUGUGCGUGUAUGUUUUAGUGAGUGUUUGUGCCAGUGUGUGUAAAUUUGUGUCAGUCUCCUGUGUGUAAAUAUGUGUGUGUGUGUGUCAGUGUCCUCUGUGUGUUUCAGUGAAUGUGUGUGUCUGUCAGUGUGUGUCAAAUCAUUGAAAUUGUGUGACAGUGAGUCUGUCUAUGUAGUUUAAAUCAGUGAGUGUAUCAGUCAGUGUGUCUGUGUGUCAAGCGAGUGAGUGUCAGUGUGUGUCAAAUCAGUGAAUGUGUGUGUGUGUGUGUGUCAGAUCAGUGAGAGUGUAUGUCAGUUUCCUCUGUGUGUACAUUUGUGUGUCAGUGUUCUCUGUGUGUAAAUGUAUGUGUGUCAGUGUCCUCUGUGUGCAAAUGUGUGUGUGUGUGUGUGUGUCAGUGCCCUGUGUGUGUAAAUGUGUGUGUAGGUCAGUGUCCUCUGUAAAUGGGGGUGUGUGCAUCAGUCAUAUGUGUUUAAAUGUGUGUCUUUCAGUCAAUGUGUUUGUCUGUAAGUGUGUCAGUGUUUGUCAAAUCAAUAAGAGUGUGUUGGUCAGUGAGUGUCCUCUGUAUGUAAAUCUGUGUGUACGCAUGUCAGUGUCCUUCAUGUAAUAAUUAUGUAUCAUAUUUUCAUUUUGUGACUUUUAUAUUUUAGUUUAAUAGUUCAUAGACUCAUCCUUACACACACAAUAUUCUCAUGAUGUCAUAUUUAUUUCAAAAAUAUUAUUUACUACCUUUAAUAAAGCGUGUUCUCUAAUAUGGGAUUAACUAAAAUAUGCAUGUCUACAUGUUUCAUUUGGAAUUUAAAUCAAUAGAAAUUACUUUCCCGAGACAGGCAUCUUUUUUUAGACCCGCAGAGGUACUUCUCCGUAAAAGGUUGACAAACACUGGCAUACAUAAUAUGAUGUGCAUAUAGAGAGCAAACAAGAUCAUAGGGUGUAGUAGAGUUUAUCAAUUGACACUCAUUUUUAAAAUCUUGAAAUUCUAAAAGAAAAACCAAUACAUUUAGUUGUAAAAAUGGACCACUUCCCUGCCCAUCCACCCCAUCCACUCCACUUUAAGGACCACUAUAGUCACCCAGACCACUUCAGCUCAAUGAAGUGGUCUGGGUGCCAGGUCCCCCAGGUUUUAACCCUGCAGCUGUAAACAUAGCAGUUUCAGGGAAACUGCUAUGUUUACAUUGCAGGGUUAAUCCAGCCUCUAGUGGCUGUCUUCCUGACAGCUGCUAGAGGUGCUUCCCCGACGCUCAAUGCGAAAAUCGCAUUGAGCACGCAGAACGUCCAUAGGAAAGCAUUGAGAAAUGCUUACCUAUGGGCGUUUUUAAUGCGCGCAUUCGGCUCCACUUGGGAGCUGACGUCAGCAGUGCCAAGGGAGCCUGUGCUUGAUAAAGGUAAGUGGCUGAAGGGGUUUUAACUCCUUCAGCCCAGCGGGAGGGGGGCCCUGAGGGUGUGGGGGGGGGGAGGGGGGAAACCUAAGGAUUAUAUAGUGUCAGGAAAACAAGUUUGUAUAUCUAUUAUAAUCCCAUACUUGAAGCAUGCACUGUUCCUACAAGCAAGUCAAACAUCCUCACAAAUUGUACCAUAAUGUUGAAUGUCCUUAAAUGCUUAUCACAGGUUAACAUUUGAUUCAAUGCUUUGCUAUGAGAAGCAUUCCAUAGGACAAGCACGGCACUUGCCACACAUGCACUUCUCAUCCCCAAUGCUUCUCUAUGGUGAAGCAUUGGAUUGGACGAGAAGACAAGGAUCAGACAUCCUCUAUAAAGAUGACAUUUCUCAGUGCUGGGGAAAAAACUAAGUAAAAUUAUUUUUUUUUUUAAAUAAAUGAAAAAAAAAUGAAAUAAGAGAAUAAAAAAAAUCAAGACAUAAUCUAGGCAGGAACAACUGUCUGGUCUGACAAGGAGGUUUUGCUACGAAGAUUAGAUAGGUAGACAGAUAAAUAUAUGAGAACAUAAAAAUUAAGGAAUGGACCAAACUUUUAUUUUUUUUAGUUUCAGGAACAAAAAAUAUGGAGAUGCAUUCGCACAAGCCCUUUCAAAAUGUUUACGUAAUAUGAAUUGCCUAAAGAAUUUCAGGUAUGUGUUCUUAUCUUUCCUCCCUUUGUUGUCUAGUAUCCUUGACCUUUCCACCCGAAUGGUGGGAGGCUGAUGGCAAUUCAUGCAGACUGCUCAAGUGGAACGUUACUUACCUAGAAUACUGUCCGUCUACUUUAGUAGGCCUCACAGUUCAUCUUCUCAUUUUUGGUUGGACUUUUCCUCAAGUCCUGGUAUAUCUUCAUAGUCUUGUUCUAGGACUGAGGUCCAUCGGGUUUCCAUUCCACCAAAUAUCCCAUCAUGAUCUCUGGGUUAAUCCACCAGCUCCCAAAGUUGUGCCCGCCAUCCGCACCAAUAAUGGAGACUUUACAUUUUUCUAUGACCUCUCCAAUCUUGUCCAAUCUUGAGUAUUACUGAUAGGUUAAAUCCAUGGAUUAAUCCACCACCAGCGACUGCUUCCUAAAUUAGACAUCUUCAGAAAAAAAAUGUGAAGUUCAGGAGGAGGAGAGCCCUGUGUCUUAUUUAUUUAUUUUUAACUGCUUGAAAACAGUCCGAGAGAAAACCAAGGGAUGCAAAAAUUUAUAGCACCACAGCAAUUUACAUAUGUUGUAGUUAUGGUGCCUAGAUUACCACAUUAAUUAGAAUGCCAUUUAUAACACAGGGGCAAAGCUUUAGAAGUAUCAAAUUAAGCAUUUUAUGUCAGACAGUUAAAAGAUUUAGAUUUUUUAUCCUACAGUUCUACAAAUAAUCUUCUACAAUCUGAAUGUGUUUUAAAUGUUUGUUCAAAUAUAAUUUUCCAUAACUGUAUAGAUUAUACACACACACACACACACACACAGAAAUCAUGAAUUUAAAUUAACCUUUGUUUACUGAAUUUUGAACCACUCUGCAAAGUCUGAUGAUUUCUCCAAAUUAUUUUCAGGUUGACGGCUGGAAGAAUCACACAUACAGCAAUCGAUGCACUGCGCGAGGCUUUCCUGUACUGCCAACAAUUACAAGAAAUCAAGUAA
Molecule: messenger RNA, 18752 nt
Organism: Pelobates cultripes (western spadefoot toad)
Lineage: Eukaryota; Metazoa; Chordata; Amphibia; Anura; Pelobatidae
Source: the annotation of a GenBank genome assembly